AUGUAAAUUGUUAUAUACAGCUACAGCAGGUCGUCCAAAUCUAAGGACACGGCAAUAAAAAACAAGUUUAAUGCAAACAAAAUUUCAACAAUAUUGAUUGUCAAUUUCUGAUCAACAAUGACGAGUAAGAAAGGUGCGACAUUGAGAAUCGAGAAUGAGAUAGAUAAAUAUCGAGGUGAAGGCAACUGGAAAAAGGUUAUAGAACUCGCUGAUCAUUUGAGAGAAUUGUACCCCAGUAAUGAAUGUCUGGCAAAUUUCCUCAGUGGUGAGGGCAAAUUGGAGAGUUUUUUGGAACAGACUCCUCCGAUUGAUGCUAAUAUUUCAAAAGCCAAGUCUGGACUUUCUGAUGCUAAACGAUGUCUGCUUGCAGCAGCUAAUGAACAUGAUAAGCAGGCAAUUGUUGGUCUUGAUGCUCAUUUAUUGCUUGGAAAACUGCAUUACGCAAUGGGACUCUACGAGGAUGCUCUCUACCACUACCAGCAGGCUGAGCUCCAUACAUUGACUGAGAAACAGCUACCUAGUCGGAGUUUACGAAUUGUUGCUGAAUCAUACGCAAUUAAAGGUGAGAAUGGAAACAACAAAAAGAAAUAACUUUGGAUGUAUAAUUUACUGUCCAUGUACAGAAUUGACUUUUCGCCAAGUUUUAUUGACUAUUUUUGGCAUCUGAAUUUCAACUAAAAGAAAUAUAAUAUUAAAGGUUUUGUGGUGGAGUGAA
Messenger RNA from Diachasma alloeum, 715 nucleotides. RefSeq names its product tetratricopeptide repeat protein 7B. The record is from RefSeq and is a predicted model, not a curated record. The transcript has 3 exons. Gene Ontology annotation, molecular function: protein binding. NCBI's taxonomy places the organism in Eukaryota, Metazoa, Arthropoda, Insecta, Hymenoptera, Braconidae. Gene Ontology annotation, biological process: protein localization to plasma membrane; phosphatidylinositol phosphate biosynthetic process. Gene Ontology annotation, cellular component: plasma membrane. Bases 118 to 591 code for a protein of 157 amino acids.